AUGCACACUCGAAGGACUGUGCAAGGAGAACUUACCCCUUUGGAUUUGGAGAUAGAACGCUCUUGUAAGUUGAAUAAGAAGCAAUCGAAAGACUACUCUCGGUUGCCAAUUGAAGACAUAACGGUGGGUUCUACUUCUUCACAAGAGGAGGAACACGAGCAAAUACCAUCAUCACCUACACAUUCAGUUCACCAGGACGAGGAAGAGAACGUAGAGGAACCGCCAAAAGCUAAGAUGGCAUUGAAGGAUUCCUUUGUCCCAACCGCUACGGACUCUCCAUCAUGCAUCGAUUACACACCACCAGGCAAUCAUUCGUUUUCGAUCCCUGUGCAAUUACUUGGACAAUUGCCCAAGUAUACGGGUUCACCAUCUGAGGACCCUAAUGUUCAUAUUAGGGAGUUUUUGGACAUAUGCAAACUGCAAACUAUAGCAAAUUUGCCUUCUGAAGGGCUUAAGUUGCUUUUGUUUCCCUUUUCUUUGAAAGAUGAAGCUAAACAUUGGCUUUACUCUUUGCCUGCAGGUAUCAUCACUACAUGGGAUGGAAUGGUCAAGAAGUUCCUGAAACAAUUCUUUCCAGCCCAACUGACAAAGAAACUGAGGAGGGAGAUUCAAAAUUUCACUCAGAAAGAUGGUGACACCUUAUAUGAGGCAUGGGAGGAGUUCCAAGAGCUACAAAGGAAGUGUCCCCAUCAUGGUUAUGACUUGGAUGACUUGGUUCAAUUUUUCUAUGAUGGACUGGACACGAGUAAUAGAGGCAUGGUGGACUCAGUUUGUGGAUGCACAUUCAUGAACAAGACCGGUCAAGAAGCAUACAAUCUCAUUGAUGACUUGGCUGACAAUAACAGGCAAUUUAGCACAAGGGACAAGCGACCUAAAGGCCGUGGAGUAUAUGAGGUUUCAUCAUCAUGGAAUCAAAUGGUGGCAAUGGAGAGAAAGAUUGACAUGUUGGUUAAUGCCAUAGGCAAUGGCUCUAAAGCAUCUCCUCAUGUAUGCUCUAUUUAUUCUUAUUCUGACCAUACUACUGAUAGAUGCCCUAUGUCUUCUUUGUCUGAGGAGCAGGUGAAUUAUGCGGGGCAACAAAGGCCUAAAUAUGAUCCUUACUCGAACAUGUACAAUCCCGGAUUGAGAGAUCACCCUAACUUUCGUUGGAGUAACAAUGACAACGUGCUUCAACCCCCUCAAGGCGCAUACAAUGGACCAUCUGGACUUCAACAAGCUUCACCUCAACAAGCUUCAAGUAAGUCUUUGGAGGAUGCGCUUAAGGAGCUGGCUCUUAACACUUCAUCUUUUAUGCAAGAUACCAAGGCUCAAUUUAAGGAGCAGGGGCAGUCUAUCAAGAACUUAGAGAGACAAGUUGGGCAACUUGCAACAGCGUUGCAAACGAGACCUCAAGGUGUUCUUCCUAGCACAACAGUUCAAAAUCCUAAGGAUGUGAGCAUGGCUGAGCUUAAUGCAGUCACUUUGAGAAGUGGAAAACAAUUGGAGGAGCCUACUAAGCCUCACAAGAUGUCCAAGAGUGGUCAACAUGAGAAGGAUGAGCUGGAAAUAAAAGAAGGUGAAAAAAGCAAAACUAGAGAGAAAAAGAUCGAUCCUUCAGACCCAAAACGAAAUCUUCAAGUUUCUUCUCCUUCCAAGGUAAACGAUAUUGCUUCUUCUACUUUGAAUACUUCAUGUAUUCCUUUUCCUCGCAGAUUCAUGAGCUCUAAGAAGGAACAAGAUGAGAAGGAUGUCUUGGAAACUUUCCGGAAAGUCCAAGUUAACAUUCCUCUCUUGGAUGCCAUCAAACAAGUACCAAAAUAUGCCAAAUUUCUUAAGGAGCUGUGCACCAAGAAGAAGAAGUUUAAGGAGAAUGAAAUUGUGGCCCUUAGUAAGGAGGUAUCAGCUGUGCUUCAACAAAAACCUCCACCAAAGUUGAAGGAUCCUGGACGUUUUACUAUCCCAUGCACCAUUGGUGCGAACAAGUUUGAUCAUGCUUUACUUGAUUUAGGAGCUUCGAUAAAUUUAAUGCCGUAUUAUAUGUUUGUAGCUCUUAAAUUAGGUAAGCUAAAGGAGACUUCGGUGAUUAUAGAACUUGCGGAUCGCUCGUUAGUUCAUCUAAGAGGUGUCAUUGAUGAUGUUUUAGUGCGAGUUGAUGGAUUAAUUUUACCAGCCGAUUUCCUCGUUCUUGAGAUGGAGGAGGCUCCGAUGCCCACAUCCUUGCCAUUGAUUUUGGGACGUCCAUUUAUGGCCACAGCUCACACUAAUAUCGAUGUGUUCAAUGGUAUCUUGAGCAUGGAGGUUUUCGGGGAAACAGUAACAUUUAGGGUUUUUGAGCCAUUGAAGUCUUCACUUGACGAGCAAGUACACUUUUGUGAUGAUGGAGAAGUGAAGGAAGAAGUUUGA
This is a messenger RNA of Fragaria vesca subsp. vesca, 2382 nucleotides long. RefSeq lists its product as uncharacterized. Bases 1 to 2382 code for a protein of 793 amino acids. The record is from RefSeq and is a predicted model, not a curated record. NCBI's taxonomy places the organism in Eukaryota, Viridiplantae, Streptophyta, Magnoliopsida, Rosales, Rosaceae. The transcript has a single exon.